Messenger RNA from Styela clava, 2552 nucleotides. Its product is annotated as neuropeptides B/W receptor type 2-like. Lineage: Eukaryota; Metazoa; Chordata; Ascidiacea; Stolidobranchia; Styelidae. Gene Ontology annotation, cellular component: neuron projection; plasma membrane. Gene Ontology annotation, biological process: neuropeptide signaling pathway. The record is from RefSeq and is a predicted model, not a curated record. Gene Ontology annotation, molecular function: neuropeptide binding; G protein-coupled receptor activity.
AUGAGUGGAGUUACAGAACCAUAUCACGAGCCUGAGGAUUUCGAUAUUUCUACACUUUUCACCCGAGAUUAUCCUGUCAAUGAAGACAAUCCAUCUGGUACAGCAACAGCAGCGGUGAUGGGUUUUAUUUCAGCUGGGGGAUUAAUUUGCAAUCUCGUUGUUAUUGUUGUUAUUUGUGUGUUGAAGGAUUACAAGAAAACAACUCACUGGUAUGUCCUUAAUUUGGCUGUUGCAGACGGCAUGUUUUUAAUUUUGCUGCCUCUUCAUCUCGUGCAAAGCUUAUGGAAUAAAUGGAUGUUCGGAUAUCCUCUUUGUGUAAUGUACCAGGGAGCAUUCUUUGUCAAUUACUACGCGGGAGUCUUGUUUCUGGCGGUAAUGAGUUUUGAUCGAUACAUUGCUGUUGCUCAUCCUGUGUCAGUAAAAUGGAGAACAAUACGAUCAAGAAUUGGAAGUUUUGUCAUGACAGCGGCUGUUUGGAUUGCUGCGAUCGGUGCCGCUACCCCUCUGAUGAUGAAAACAACGCUGGAGGGAAUUUGUGAUUUUAAUUUCGACACUUUGGAUCCAAGAUGCGUCGAAAAUAACAUUCCAGUUAGAGAAUGCAAGAUAUGGCUUACACUUGAAAACAGUCCUGCAAACAUAUCGGGUGACAAAAGUUUUGAAGAAUUUUUUGACACACAUUACAAAGAUGGAUUUGAACUUGACUACGAGAGCUUCGAAAGUGGAACAAAUCUUCCAUAUGAUUUCGUCAGUCCGGAGGCACUCAACAAACUUGAAGAUUUCAGCUGUUCACAUUCUGACAAUGCCUACUAUCGAGCAUGGAUAUACGGGAAUUUUGUGCUGGCUUUUGUAGUCCCAUUGUCAGUGAUGGGUGCUUGUUACAGCGCAAUCUUAUGGAGAGUCAGACAUCCCAAAAUUCGGUCUUCAAGAAACAAAAUUGUGGCUUCCAUGAGGAGAAAACACUUUACAUCCGGAUCUGAUAAACGACCAUCUACGCAUUUGGACAAAAAUACCAGGAUAACGGUACUCGUGGUGUCGCUAGUAGCGAGUUUUGUUGUCUGCUGGCUGCCGUUUCAUGCAAUGGUUCUUGCAAAAAUACGCGGUAUAAAUAUGCCACCAGGUGGAUGCGAUAAAUUGCAAACUGCAGUCCUACUAAUCGCAUAUUUCAACAGCCUACUGAACCCAAUGCUGUACACGUUUCUCGGAGUCAAUUUCUACAAAAGGUUGAAAACAGCUGGAUCUCAGAUUUUGUCUUUUUCCAGGCGCGAUGGAAGACAUGGUUCAUUUAGAUCAAAACACAAGACAAACCGAUCAAUAGGUGGAACCAAAGUUACAAAGAACUCCAUUGAACCUCAACUUGAUUUUGUAUGUGCGGAGUCGAAGCCGAAACGAUGGAUGUCGGAAACAUCAAGCAAUAUUGCUUCGCCACACCAGGUGAAUGUGCAAUUGAAACCAUUCGUUUAUGAUGUUGAAGAAGUGCCAAUAACAAUGGAUGAAACAAACAAUAAAAAUAUGAACCACAUUGAGGAAAGUCACGCAUGUGAAAAGGAAGAGUUAUUGAAUGAAACACAGUUGUAACUUUCUUUAUCUUCUUUUUAAGCCAACGACAUUCAAUAUAACAAGAUUGUCUUGAUGUGUAAAUAUGAGUGUGUGCUAUUGCACGAUAUUUUUUCAGUUUCAGAAGAUGUUUUUUUUACGAUAUCUAAUAGUAGAUGUGUGUGUAAGAUAAUGUCACAAUACGAAGUGAGCAGACGGCGUACUAGGGGCCUAAUGAAGCGGUUAAAUAGAUAGAGUCACAUUCGCAAAAUAUUUGUACGUGAUGGAUCACGAAUCUCUAUCAAUCGGGCUGCUCACAUCUGUUAUUGUUAACGGACGUGGAAACAGAAAAAAAGAUAAAAAUUAUGAAAUUAUGCUCCAAUGUAAUGAAAAUGAAUACACAUGGAGCUUUUGUAUUUUACGUGGAUGGCACCUACACCUAUAUGCUCCCUAUUUGUUUUUUGUAUAUUCCGCCUUUGGCAGAUGCUACUGGAAUGAGAAUUUGUACACUAUCAAAUGGUGUUUUGGAAUUGUUUUGAUCUUGGGAAGUUAUUUGAACCAUAUUUUGUUUGUUCAUUGAUAUAUAUAUGUACGAUAAUUUGUACCCAUUUUGCCUUACACAUACACCACCCGAUAUACUACAUUCUAAUCCAAGUUCACUGAUUCUAAUAUGAUACAAAUUUAUAUGCGGUAGCGGCUUGUAUUUUGAAAUUUCCUCAUGGAUGAUAGGUAACCGGGCUUUGUUGAAAUUGAAAGAUAUAGGUGGAAUACCCGAUUACUUACGUACUUGGUAGGAAAUUGUGGACAAAAUAUAUUAUUGCAUUUUUUGUAAUUUGGUUGCGACCAGGAAGUUAUAUAUACAGGGUGGGCCAAAACAAUGUUACUCUUUUUUACCAAUGGUAAAUGUGAAAAUGGUAACAUUUUUUGGUCACCCUGUAUAUGGCUAGAGUGAAUGGUGUUUGUAAUAUUGUGUACAUGAAUUUUUAUUUUGAAAACGGAAAUACAUGAUUCUAAGUUUA